Messenger RNA from Symphalangus syndactylus (siamang), 1078 nucleotides. RefSeq lists its product as uncharacterized. NCBI's taxonomy places the organism in Eukaryota, Metazoa, Chordata, Mammalia, Primates, Hylobatidae. The record is from RefSeq and is a predicted model, not a curated record. Gene Ontology annotation, cellular component: ribosome. Gene Ontology annotation, biological process: translation. Gene Ontology annotation, molecular function: structural constituent of ribosome.
AUGUCCAUCCGCACCAAGCUACAGAAAAAGCAGCAUGUGAUUGAGGCCCUAUGCAACGCCAAGUUCAAAUUCCUUGGCCGCCAGAAUAUCCACUUCUCAGAGAAGUGGGACUUUACCAAGUUCAGUGUAGAUGAAUUUGAAGACAUGAUGGCUGAGAAGCAGCUUAUCCCAGAUAGCUGUGGGGUCAAGUACACCCCUGAUCCUGACCCUCCAGACAAGCGGUUAGGCGAUUCUUUCCUUCGCUGUCCAGUUUGCAGAGCCGUCUUGGAGCUGGCAAGGGUCCUCCCUGCGUCGUCCUGGCUCUUGGGAAGGAACCAGGCGGGCUGCGGAAGUGGCGCGCCCUCGUCCGCCCGCAAGUCCUUGGAAAGCGCAGGCGUCGUGCGCUCUCCAGCGCCCUGCCAGGGUGCAAGGGCAGGACAGGGGAAGAUGAGCAGGUGCGAGACAGGGAGAAGCCAUCCUCCUUCUGGCUCCAGCGGCAGCGGUACCAGUGGCUGUAUACUACAGGGGGCCCGAGAAGCAUCUGAGGCUCCAGCGGAGACACAGGGUUGGCUUCUGCUCCGCAGCAGUGGGGACGUCUCCAGACAUUCAGCAGCUCCAGCCCGGGGACUGCUACAGCUUCUGACCUCUGGUUUCGACAUGACAGCUCGCCAGUUUCACAAUGCAUACCUUCCUUAUCAGAGACCGUUGAUGAUGGAGAUGCUCUGGCCAGUCUACAGAGGAUGCGCGGAGGAUUUUCGUGUCCUCUGCUUCGCCUUCGGAUGUCAGAAGGCGGAAAACUCCACGCUCAGAUUAUGCUAAUGCUGCCAUUUGUGUACAUGUGACCCAUGAAGAGAUAUGAAGCUCAAGUACACAUGCAUGUUUCUCCUUUCAUAGACAUUAAUGAUUCCUCCUACAGCUUAUUAAAUAUGUAUAUUUGGCCACUACGCUCAGCAUACAUUCCUGUCUUAUGCUUCCUUCCCUCAAAGUGCCUAUUUCUGGCUUGUGGCUUGGGACUACACUUCCCAGCCUAUCUGAAUGGCAGCCUGCAAGGAUGCAUAACCCUAACCCUUUAUGAGAAAUAAAGCUCUUUUCUAUGCUU